Molecule: messenger RNA, 4025 nt
Organism: Poeciliopsis prolifica (blackstripe livebearer)
Lineage: Eukaryota; Metazoa; Chordata; Actinopteri; Cyprinodontiformes; Poeciliidae
Gene: spns2
Product: SPNS lysolipid transporter 2, sphingosine-1-phosphate
Exons: 16
Coding region: 400-2088 (562 amino acids)
Biological process (GO): lipid transport; sphingosine-1-phosphate receptor signaling pathway; transmembrane transport
Cellular component (GO): membrane
Molecular function (GO): sphingolipid intramembrane carrier activity; transmembrane transporter activity
Source: RefSeq, a predicted model, not a curated record
CGUACGUCGCCCGGCGUGGCCGCGCGUCACUCUGGCGCAAACGGCGAGCCCAACCUGAUCCCGGAAGAAGUGCCGAGGGGCGUAAGAGCCUUCUUCUUCUUCUUGACGUCUGUCAGUUGGUCCGUUCCCCGUUUGAAGCGGCGCGGCAGCCAUUGAUGGUCAGCAUCCCGGGGAAUCAGGUGCAGCACCAUCCGCAAAGCCAGAUCGGGGGAGGAGUCAUCAGAGCCGGUUCACACCCCUCCACUACAGCGACACACACACAGAGAGAGAGAGAGAAACUAAGGAGCGCUCAGCCGUCCGUCCACAGCCAGAAAAAUAUGAUCCGGACACGAUCCUGCGCUUCUCCCACGAAGACAACCUCUGAUCUCAGCCGAACCCAGUGACCACCGCUCGAAAGUCAUGUGUGUGGAGAGCGACGGGUGCGAGAUCGAGAGCAGCAGCGGCGGCACGGACGAGGUGCGCACGCUGUCGGGCAGCAUGAGCCCCGGACUGAAGCCCAGCCCGGACCUGCACUCCUGCAAGCCGGGCCAGAAAUUCUGCGCCGCGCUACUCCGGUGCCGCACGCCGGCCAUCGCCGCGGGGAUCCUGAGCUUUGGGAACGUCCUCAAUUACAUGGACAGAUCCACGGUGGCCGGCGUUCUGCUCGACAUCCAGCGGCACUAUGAGGUAUCUGACAGCGGAGCCGGCUUGUUGCAAACAGUCUUCAUCUGCAGCUUCAUGGUGGCUGCUCCCAUCUUCGGUUACCUGGGCGACCGCUUCAACAGAAAGGUCAUCCUGAGCUGUGGCAUUUUCUUCUGGUCUACUGUGACCCUGUUGAGCUCGUUCAUCAGCAAAGAGUACUACUGGCUAUUUGUGCUCUCCAGAGGACUGGUGGGCAUCGGCGAGUCCAGCUACUCCGCCAUCUCCCCCACCAUCAUAGGAGACCUGUACACAAGCAACAACCGCACCAUGAUGCUCUCCGUCUUCUACCUGGCCAUCCCGCUGGGAUACGGCUUGGGUUACAUCCUGGGCUCCAGUGCCAAGGACGCCGCUGAGGACUGGCACUGGGCACUAAGGGUGUCCCCGUUCCUGGGCAUCACCGUGGGCACUCUGAUCCUGCUCUUUGUGCCUGACCCAAAGAGAGGCAGCGCGGAUCAGAUGGAAGGACGCAUCCCCCAAUCGUGGCUCAGUGACAUGAAGGCGCUCGCCAAGAACCGGAGCUACGUGUUCUCGACCUUGGCGACAGCAGCCGUGUCCUUUGCCACGGGCGCGUUUGGGAUGUUGAUUCCCAUCUACCUGUUCCGAGCGCAGGUGGUGCAGAAGGAGGUGGAAGCCUGCACGAAAAAAGUUUGCAGCAGCAGAGACAGCCUCAUCUUCGGGGCCAUCACCUGCGUGACGGGGCUGCUGGGCGUGGUCAUCGGAGCCAGCACCACGCGGUUCUUUCGGCGUAGAACGGAGCGGGCGGACCCCCUGGUGUGCGCCGUCACCAUGCUGGGCUCUUCCAUCUUCAUCUGCCUCAUCUUUGUCGUGGCCAAGAACAGCAUCGUCGGAGCUUAUGUUUGCAUCUUCAUCGGAGAGACGCUGCUUUUCGUGAACUGGGCUUUGACUGCAGACAUUUUAAUGUUUGUUGUUAUUCCCACACGGAGAGCUACAGCCGUCGCCUUUCAGAGCUUCACCUCUCAUCUCCUGGGUGACGCAGGAAGUCCGUACCUGAUCGGCAAGAUCUCUGACAAGCUACAGGAGCGAUUCGCUUCGUCUGAACUGUGGAAGUUCCUCAGUUUGGGCUAUGCCCUCAUGCUGUGCCCCUUCAUCAUUGUCGUGGGGGGCAUGUUCUUCCUGGCCACGGCACUGUAUUUCCUGGACGACAGGGAAAAGGCCGAAAAGGUCAAGAAGCUGAUGCAGCAGACUCCACCUUCUUCAGUCAAGAAUCCUCCUGCUGCUCUCGUUUGGUUUUCGACUUUGGAACUGGAAGGCGAGGGGAGCGUCUUGCUCUGCCUCGAACUUCCCCCGGUUGGGAGGCGGGGUCGCUUGGAAGUAGCUUUUUCGUCCCACGUCUGCGAGGAUCCGCGACGACGCAACUCUUCUGACUUUCUGAUGCCAUACUACUGAAUGCUGACCAUGAACCUGCCCUGUCGACCUGCCUGCCUGCCGCCAGCGCGCCUCUCAUUUCUCUGUCUGCAUCGAACCAUCGGCUGCCCGUCUGCACCAAGUGCCAUAGCCUCAUUUACAUUCCUAUAAACUUUGCACUGACCACCCACACUCCCUCACGACCUCCUCUCUGACUGCGUUUACAUGCACACAACACCUUUUCCCCCCCCACACAAAAUCCAAAUUUCCCACUAAUUGUUCCGCCCAUGCUGUCCCGUACACAUCGAUCGCAGUAUUAACACCACAGUUCACGUCAUAACCGCAGCGUUCCGCUAACUGACUACACUGUGCAUGUAAACAAAGCAGUCAGCCAAGAGCCAAAAAUAAGAAAAAAAAACAAAAAAAAGUGUUACUGUUUGAAGGUCAGUAAAUCAGCCUUAAGAACAGGAGCUUUCCCCCCCACCUUUGACCUUUAAUACAUGUUUUCCUUUGAGCUUUUAGCACUUAAAACGAGUGUAGACAGUGCCAGAGAACGUGACAGAUGUGAGAACUUUCUGCACAUUAUUACUUUUUCUUGUUUUGUGCGUGUGUGUGUGUGUGUGUGUGUGUGUAUGUGUGUGCGUGUGUAAUGUUGAAGUUUAAUACUGGAGGUUGCUGCCAAUGAUUGUUUCAGAAGGAUCAUGAUGCUGUUUGCGUGAUCUGAAGCGAACACUGGAUUUUUGUUUUGUUUGUGUUAUUUAUUACAUACAUGCUUACACUUGCUUUUCCCAAAAGAGAAAUGGAAUGCUACUUACUGGACUUGGAAAAAAAAGUCCAAGUCCAUAUAUGUGUACAGUAUAUGGACUUGGACUUUAAAUAUGAUGAGCAACAGGAAAAAAAAAAAAUCUUUGUAAAUUUGUUAAAGAUUUUCUUUUCCUUCGUUGGAGAAAAAACAAGCGUUUUGUCCUCCUCACUGCCUUGUCAGCGAGCUGCUUUCCCUUUAGACUGCUGGCUUUCUGAUGGUUGGUUUUGCGUUUCUGGACACAAAAAAAACCCGGCCACACAUGGACGGAGUCUCUUUUUAAUGAAGGGUUGCAGUCCGUUUCUGGGUGGUAAUACAAUGACAGGCACUGUGAAGAGAGACCUUUUUCCCCCCCAUGCAGCUGUAGACAUCUGAUCCCCUCCACCCCAUAUUUGCAGGACAAAACGCAAAGCUGGAGACACAGUCACCAGCUACUUAGUGAUCGAAGUCAAAGAGAAUCCAAGCAUCAGGCAUCUCUGACUUAAACUGACCUUAAUUUCAUCUGUGAGGAAAAUAUCUUUUAUAUAUAUAUAUAUAUAUAUAUACAUAGAUCCAACGCUCCUAGAAUACGUCCAGUUUUGAGCGCGUCUUUACUGAAAGGGAAAGAAAGCGCUUUCCCGACCUCGAAGAGAACCUGGGAAAAGGAUGGGCCUGGUGACUCUGCAUGCGGGCCGGAUCGUUAGCGUUAGCUUCCCUCCAGCUGCAUGGCGCUCUCUGAAUGUGAUUGUGUCUGGCCAGCCGUGUUUACACAUCAACUCCUGAAUGAACUAAGCUCCUUACGUUUUUACAUUUUCUUGUCUUUUUUUGAUGUUACCAAAUGUUUUUUUUAUUUUAACAACUAUGACAGAUGAAUAUAUAUAUAUAUAUAUAUAUAGAGAGAGAGAGAGAAAGAGAGAGAGGAAGAGAGAGCUAUAUCUUGCAGUAACUUUAAUAUAUUGUAUAAAUGAUGGCUUGAAUGCAAUGUAUUUAUUUGUUUUGUUACCAUAAUGAAGAAUAUUCUAUAAAGGGAAGUUUUAUGGUUUGAAUAUACAAUACUUUUUUUUGUCUGUAUGUCAUUUGGUUUUUAAACGCCAAGUAGUUCACCUUGUAUGUAUCACUAUUAAUCAACACAAUACCUUUACCCAUCACUAAGAAAUCAUGCUGUUAACUAUGAUCAUUAUCCAGACAUCUCACAUAU